Molecule: messenger RNA, 2631 nt
Organism: Scylla paramamosain (green mud crab)
Lineage: Eukaryota; Metazoa; Arthropoda; Malacostraca; Decapoda; Portunidae
Exons: 3
Coding region: 737-1411 (224 amino acids)
Source: RefSeq, a predicted model, not a curated record
GGUAAGUCAGAGAGGGAGAAAAGAGCGAGGCAGGAUUUGGUGACGUGUGCGUGGGCGCCAUGCGGGAAUCGGAGACUCGGUCAACAAGAUCACCAAGCACGGGAGCUGGCGGAAGGGAAGGGCUCAGAGGGAGGCUGCCCCGAGAACUGGUUCCCAAAAGUGUUGUUGUGACUCCACCCAGGUCGGCGGCGGCAGUGGUGGUUGUGGUGGAGAGCCGUGGCGGUCGUGGUGGUCGUAGAUGGAUGGUCGGGUGCCCUACUGCCUCGUGGUUUAUACACUUCACCUCCCUCGUGUGGCCCCACCUGCCUCGCCUACCUGCCUCACUCAGUCCCUAGUGCCCGCCGCGGCCAGCUCGACCUCUCCUCGCUGCUGCCCUGCCUCGCCGCGGCCCCUCCUCGGCGUGCACAUGGGAGGGAAGGAAUCAUCGAGGAGACCAAGUGUUCAUAAUCCUCGCUAAUAAUGAAUCCCCCAAGACAGUUCCGUAACGCGAGAACCAUGAGGGCACCGCCACGCCCCGCCUGUGUCCGUCCCCCGCAUGCCGUCCACACUAGACAGGAUCUUGUUGACGCCGCUGGUGACGGCGCGAGCUGAAGAAGGCUGCUGUGUGCUGCCGUGUGUAGUGGUGGCGACAGGAGGCGUGGGCCGGAUGUAACUAAGGUGUCGGUGGCGUGUGUUAGUGUAGUGGUGGUGCUGUGAUGGUCCAGUGUCUUGGUGUGCAGGAGAGUCAUUCCUCAGCAUGGUGUUGUCUCGAGGCGCCUUGACGCUGCUCCUGGUGGUGGCGUGGCCGGUGCUCGCCUGCUGGCCGGACUACGUGGACCAGGCGGCGCAGGAUGCGGACGUGGUGGUGGUGGCCAAAGUGGUCUACCUUGGGUCACACCACGGCCACGGAUUCAACAAGUUCUAUAAUCUGGUGAAAGUGCAAGUGAAGACCUUCCUGAAGGGAGAGGAGGCUUGCAGGAGACACUUGAGGCUCCUCUCGGGGAAUGAGAGACCCGAGUGGGAGGAGGAAGCCACAGUGGUCGAGGAAGCUGAUCUGUCACCCUCCUCUGAGGUCCUGGGGGUGGACGGUGUGUCCGCCCAGGGCACCUGCAGCGGCAGGGUGAGAAGCGGGGACAUCAUGAUCUUUUUCCUGCACAUCAAGUCCAAGGCUGAGGUGCAGAAAGGCCACAGUGCCCAGGCGGCCUUCCACGUGACCUCGCAGCCUAUCAAGCUGAACCUGAGUCUGCUGAGGCACACCCAAGCUGUUGUGCAAGCGGGUGCGUGUGUUGCAGUGGCGGGUGUGUGUCGGCGCAGCAGGAGGCGUGGCGCACGUGUUGGUGGGGCUGAGGGGCGACGGGUGGCGUGUUCCUCCGGCAGGGCUCCAACUCGCCUCCGCCAGAUAGAGAUCGCGGCGGACUCUGGGAUGAGAUGACAGGAGGGAGGAGGUGCGGAGGCAAGGCUCGCUCCGUCCCCGCCUCCUCUCUCUCCUCCAGGCGUGUGAGGGGCGCUGGGAGUUUUGUAACGAUUAUGCCUCAGGAUGCGAGGUGUGUUUUGCGAUGGUAACGUUGAUGGUAUUAAUGAUAACGACAAUGGAAGCUUUUAUGGUUAGAAUGACGGAUUAGGACUAAGAAAAUAUUAUACGGUACUCUUUAUUUCGCGGUGUGACUGUCCCUGUCUUGUACAAUAAUGUUAAUUGUGAUGAUAGUAUUGCAAGACCGUAAUAAUAAUAAUGACAGUGAAAAUUGUUGAAAUCAGAACAUGUUGUUUUAUUUGCAGAGGCGCGUCAUAUACACUGCCACAGGCAUACUGAGGCGCGGAGGAAAACUUGUCAUUACAGUGGAAGCAGAGCGUCAAAGGUGCUGGCGUACAGGGCUAGUCAAAAGUUCCCAUACAACUAUGGAAACAUUUUAUUUAUAACUCAAAUUAAUUAAUAAUACCUGUGUUCAGUUCCUCUGGUGAAAUCACUGAGCGUGUUCGACAUUGUUACUGUGAGAACCCAACGACACUCCCCAUUCGCUUGUAACACACAACACAUUUGUAUGGAGACUUUUGCUUCACUCUGUAUUUGUCAGAAGUAACUAAGAUAUCUGAAUUCACUCUCUGUACAUCGGUAUGUCCAGUCACACAUUAUAGCGGUGUGCUUAAUAUGCUCCGGCUCUAAAUUGUUACUAGUUUUCACUUCUGAUUUAACUGUGUAUGUAGGAAUGUGAAUCCACGAUGGCAGUUUGCCUUAUGCUGCACUGGGCUUUACUGCACACGCGCUGCUGACUAGGAGUGUUGAGGCAAUAGAGUGCACCACUUUAUAGGCAUGUCUUUGUAGAAUGAAUGUCUAAUGGAUGUCCAAUGAAGAGAGUAACUCUAAACUGGCGGUGUGAUAUACAAGUCCUCCUCCAAAGGUAAGAAUAUUGUCAGUGGGCUUUAUCAUUAGCUUUGCCGAGUGAGGUCAGUAGCUGUAGUGCGGUGGUGUAAUAUAUAUCUCUUGUCAGGAUUAUGGUUAAUGGACCGAGAUGCGUCCGGAUCAUUUUUCAUCAAGGGAGUAGCAAGCAUAGAAAUUAAGAGCACCCCAAAUUGAGCUUCAUGCAGCCCUUGUAGUGCCACACAAGCUUAUCUCUUGACCCUGAAGCUCCCUGGGCACCGUUUAGGGCACAGAGA